Molecule: messenger RNA, 1047 nt
Organism: Entrophospora candida
Lineage: Eukaryota; Fungi; Glomeromycota; Glomeromycetes; Entrophosporales; Entrophosporaceae
Source: the annotation of a GenBank genome assembly
AUGUCUGAUAUUGCUCGUUCUUUAAGUCGUCCACCAACUUAUCCUACUAAAUUUUUUGGAUGUGAACUUGGAGCCCAAGUUAAAUUUGACGAAUCACACGAUCGUUACAUUGUAAAUGGUAAUCAUGAUGCUGCUAAACUUCAAGAAUUACUUCAUCUAUUUAUCAAAAAAUUUGUACUUUGCGCUGGUUGUAGUAAUCCUGAAACGGAUUUGGUUAUUAAAGGAAAAGGUGCUAACCAAAAAAUCAUCCGAGAUUGUAAAGCUUGUGGUCAAUUUACUGAUGUCGAUAUGCGCCAUAAACUUGUCACUUUCAUCUUGAAAAAUCCACCUGUCAAUCCUAAAAGCAGUAAACUUACGAAAAAAGAAAAAAGAGCAAAGAAAAAUGGCGAAGAAACAGAUCCUUCCUUACCUUCUUCUUCUACAAGAGGUUCUUCAGAAGAAGGUUCCGAUGAUGAACUUUAUCGUCGUAUUCAAGCCGAGGCAUCUGAACUCCCUGUCGCUGAUCAAAAAGAUGAUGAUGAAUGGGCUCAAGAAACUUCAUCUGAUGCUGUUGCUGAACGUGUUAAAGAACUAGAAGAAGGUAUUCGAACAACUCUUAUUACUAAAGAAAAUCAGACUGCCGUUAACAAUGAUAUCUACAAAAAGAUUAAAGAACUUGGUAUUGAUAAAGAAAACGAUAUCGAAAAUGACAAAAUAAUUAAGCAGCUUGUACUUAGCUUAUUUGCCGAAUCUUUUAAAACAAGCACAACUAUCGGCAAACACAUUAAUAAACGAAAGAAAUUGUUUCAAAAAUUAAUCAAAGACGCAGAUGGGCAAAGAGCUUUAUUAGGAGGUACAGAAAUUCUUGUUGGCGUGAAAUGUAAAGAAUUGUUUGAUAUUAAAACAAUUUGUAGAAUCUUAAUGGAAUAUUAUCGUGCUGAUUUACUUGAAGAAGACGUUUUCGUUGUUUGGUUCGAAGGUAAAAACACUGAAAAAUAUAAAAAACUCUUUAAACGAACUUUCAACAUGGAUUAUGUCACACCUCAAAUCAAUGAAGAUAUUCAUUAG